Molecule: messenger RNA, 3165 nt
Organism: Nylanderia fulva
Lineage: Eukaryota; Metazoa; Arthropoda; Insecta; Hymenoptera; Formicidae
Product: solute carrier family 12 member 8
Biological process (GO): chloride transmembrane transport; chloride ion homeostasis; potassium ion homeostasis
Cellular component (GO): membrane
Molecular function (GO): potassium:chloride symporter activity
Source: RefSeq, a predicted model, not a curated record
CAAUGUAAAUCCUCCAUUAACAUUGGAGCAAUCAAGAUGGUGGUUUAAUUUGCGUCGUCAUACGUCAUCAACAAUUUGAGAUCUUAUCUCGCGGAAAAAUGCGAAUCAACGGUUUGAUAAGACGAAAAAAUCAUUGAUAUAUUUAGAAUGAUAGAUAUUUGUACAAUGUUAAAAAUUUCGCUCAUUUCGUAAAUUUUAUAUUCUAACCUAUAUACUACCACCAUAUUGAGUAUUUUUUCAAGUAUUUUAAGAAAAUUGCAGAUUAAAUUAUGUAAAAGUACGACAUAUCGUUAUGCCGAUAUAAAAGAAUUUCAUAGUAAUAAAUAAAUAAAAUAUGGAAUCAAACGAGGGAAAUAGACUUCCAAACGGAGACAUCCAGGUACACAGAGAUGUCGAUUGGGCUAGAUAUGGUUUGCGUGAUCCAGAAAUGCAAAGAAACGCGAAAAGAAAUAACGGAGACAACAACGAUGCAUUUGAUCCUGAAAUGUAUCAGGCUGGAGCAAAUGAAUUAUUCGCACAAGAAUAUAGUUCAGAUCCUUGGUGGAAAUCGAAUUUCUUCAUCUCUCAACCUGUAUUAUUUGGUACUUGGGAUGGGGUUUUUACAUCUUGUCUUAUUAAUAUAUUUGGAGUAAUUGUAUUUUUGAGAUCCGGUUGGAUAGUUGGUCAAGCAGGUGUUUUGAACGCAGUAUUAAUCAUCUUUUGUACAGCGAGUAUUGCAUUUGUGACAGUAUUGUCAGCUGUAGGAAUAUGCGAACGAUGUAGAGUUGAAAGCGGUGGAGUUUACUUUUUAUUAUCGCAUGUAUUGGGUUCUAGAUUUGGUGGUUCUAUUGGAUUACUUUAUUGUUUUGGACAGGCGGUAGGUUGUGCUCUAAACGUUUUAGGUUUUGGGGAAUCAAUGGCUGGCCUUGUAAAUUUGGAAUCGACAUGGGCACAACGAGGUUUUGCAUGUGCAGCAGUUGUACUGUUAUCUGUAAUUAACGUUGCAGGUGUUAAAUGGGUUGUAAAAUUGCAAUUUAUUCUUCUUCUAAUCCUACUCUUUGCUGGAGUUGAUUUUAUGGUUGGAAGUUUCACCCAUACCAACAUCGGUUCUGGUUUUGAAGGCUGGUUAUCAGGGAAUUUGAAAAACAACACUUUCCCCAAUUACCAAGAUGGAUAUAAUUCGUUUACCGUGUUUGGUGUGUUCUUUCCAACAGUCACUGGUGUCUUGGCUGGAAUUAACAUGAGUGGAGAUUUGAGACAUCCAUCUAGCGAUAUCCCCAAUGGUACUUUGGCAGCAUUAGGAACUGGAACAGUUUUGUAUCUAUGUUUUUCACUGACUCUUGCGGCAACUUGCACCAGAAAUGCUUUACUCACAAACUUUACAAUAGCAUCUACAGUAUCAGCAAUUUCGGUGCUGCUACUCGCUGGUCUCUACGUAUCGUCGUUCAGCAGCUGUUUGGGUGCUAUGUAUGGCACACCGCGCGUUCUUCAGUCUAUCGCCAGUCAAAAUGUCAUACCAGGAAUGAGAUGUUUGCAGAGAGGGAGAGGACCAAAUAAAGUACCUAUAUAUGCUAUGCUGGUUGUUGCUGUGGUGACGUUGACUUUCAUCAUUACCGGGCAGAUUAAUACACUCGCACCAAUCGUAACAAUGCCUUUCUUAUUGACGUACGCGUGCUUAGAUUACGCGUAUUUCGCUCUCGCACAAACAUUUGAUCUUCGACAUACACGUGAACAAAGAUUUCGUACACAAUCUCCAACAUUUGAUCGCAACUACGGUUCCGCAAGUAGAAAUAAUUCGAUAACAGAUACGGAUAAUGAUUUAGACAGCUUAUUUCCCGAGAGAAUAAGACAUAAUAAUCUUGUGAGAAAUAACAGCGUUUCUGAUAAUAACGUAUAUGUGGAUUCGUCACCGAGCAUUGAAGAUAAUGCUAGCGCUAUCAGUACAUCGGAACGAAAAGUUCAUAUACAUAAUAAACUGGAAAAUUGGUACAGUCCUUUGUGCAAUAGAUGGUUUUCGUUAUUGGGUUGUCUUGUAAAAUUGCUUAUAAUGUUUCUCGUACAUUGGGGAUACGCUAUCGUUAAUAUCGUCGUGGUAUUUCUCGUCUGGAGUUAUGUCGGUCAUGCCAACCCUGCUGUUAAACCUGGAGUUUCGGCAGAAUUUCAAUUUUUUAAAUGGUUUCGGACUGCAUUACUUAGACUUGUCGGGAGAAAAGUUUAUGAUUACGAACAAAUUGUAGUGACUCCAGUGCAUCCAGGUGUUGAAACAUGCUCGGCUCAACUAAAUGAAGAAAAUGAAGAUUUUUCAGGGAGAAGAAGAUAUCAUCAAACUGCUACUGUCACAGGUCAAUAUGUUAAUGUCGAUUAGAUAUGGAAUUAUCUACCCGAAAUCAUAAAUUACAUAUUAGAAUUUACAUAUUUUUUCAAUAUCUAUUUAGAAUACGGUCUCAUUGUCGCGAAAGCAAAUUACAAACAUAUAUGUCUAAUAUUUAAUAUGAUACUUCAAGACUUGAUAAGGAGCAGCUUGCAACAAUCUUUUAUUUUAUAAAUAAUAAUUUUUAACUUAUUUUAUAAAUAUUAAUUGCGCAAGCGGCUAAUAUAAUAAUUGAAUUUAUUUAAUGUACAUACCCAGCCAGAAAUGAAUAAUCAAAUCGAUGUCGAAUCAACGACAUCGAUUCGACGACGAUUUACCCGAUCGAUGUCGAUUCGAUAUCAUUUUUGGCUGCGUAUACACACAUUUAAAAUUUAAAUUUAUUUAAUGUGCAUAUACACACAUAAAAAUGCAGUAUAAUUGCAGCUUUCAGGGUAUUUUAACAAUCAAUGAAAUAGAUUAAAUGCAAAAUUGAUUGUAUGAAACGUACAAAGAAUUGAUGCUAGUUAAUAUUGAUGCUAGUGUUAGAUUUUUAUAAUGCAUUUACUUGUCACGAAUGCCGUGUACACAAUUGGGAUAAUCUACUUUUUUUUAUUCCCUACAAUGUCAUUCAGCUUGAUUAAACGAUUAAGAGAAAAUAUUAAUUUGACUGAUAAAUUCAGAAAAGAAUACUCUUAUAUUAUGAUAUGAAAGUAUUCUUAUACUAUUAGUAUCGAGUUUUUUUACCAUCGCGUAAAUAAUCAAGCAAUAAUGACAAUACGGCAAUUCGCGUGAAAAUACUCUGUAAAUACCUGAUAAUAUAUUUAUACAUUAUUUAA